Orussus abietinus is the source of this 5601-nucleotide messenger RNA. Its product is annotated as leucine-rich repeat protein soc-2 homolog. The record is from RefSeq and is a predicted model, not a curated record. Lineage: Eukaryota; Metazoa; Arthropoda; Insecta; Hymenoptera; Orussidae. The transcript has a single exon. Bases 161 to 1993 code for a protein of 610 amino acids. Gene Ontology annotation, molecular function: protein binding.
GUCGUCCGCGCAGUUUCGCGUUUGCGCCACGAGAAGCGAAUAUCGUCGAUCAUGUCGAUACCGAGGAGAAAGUAAAACCGUCGGAAUUCGAGGAUGCCGUAACGGGGAGAGCCUAGGCCAAGCGGAAACGGUAGGUUUUUAGCUGUUCGCAGCGGUGAUUAUGAAGAAGUCGAGCAAACAUCGGACGGGUGUGGGUAACUUUUCGUCCGUGUGUCUGUCCGACGGGAAGGGGGAGGGAGGGGACCCCCAGGAGAAUCUUACGACCUUCUACGCCAAGGAGCAGGACAUCCCCGAGUACCUGGAAGGUUGUGGCCUGACCACCUGCUCGACCGUCGACAUGCCCGAGGCUGUCGAAGUCGUCCGAGACUCCAAGGAACAGUCCAAAGAGAAAAAACUCUCCGCUACUUCCAUUGCCACUACGGAUACUAAGAAAACCGUCACCGUUAAACACCCCGAGUCCAAUAAGCCGAAGCCAACCAUUAAGAAGGGUAAACCUAUACAAGCCGACUUGGACGUAUCCAAGGAGUUCGUCCGGUGUCGAGACGAGUGCGUAACGCGUCUCGACUUGAGUAAAUCCAGCAUCACCAAUCUUCCCGCUACCGUGAGAGACUUGACUCACUUGGUCGAGUUUUACCUGUACGGUAACAAACUCGUCACUCUGCCUCCCGAGAUAGGAUGCCUGACCAACUUGAAGACUUUGGCUCUCAGCGAGAACUCGCUUACGAGCCUACCGGAUGCUUUGGUAAAUCUCAGGUAUCUGAAGGUACUCGAUCUUAGGCACAACAAGCUAAACGAGAUUCCGGACGUCGUUUAUAAGUUAACUUCCCUCACGACCUUGUUUCUACGCUUCAAUCGGGUCAGAUACGUCGGCGAUGAUAUACGAAAUCUUACCAACUUGACCAUGCUCAGUCUGAGGGAGAACAAAAUCAGAGAGCUUCCCGCGGGUGUUGGAAAGCUCGUUAAUUUAGUUACGUUCGACGUGUCGCAUAAUCAUUUGGAACACUUACCCGUGGAGAUCGGCAACUGUGUACAGUUAUCCACGCUCGACUUACAGCACAACGAACUAUUGGACAUCCCGGAGACUAUCGGCAAUUUAGUCGCAGUGACGAGAUUGGGAUUGAGAUACAAUCGAUUGUCCAGUAUUCCAAAGUCAUUGGCGAAUUGUAGAUUAAUGGACGAGUUCAGCGUGGAGGGGAAUCAAGUAUCGCAACUGCCCGAUGGAUUGCUGUCGAGUCUCUCUGACUUAACAACGAUUACGUUAUCGAGAAAUUCUUUUACCGCUUAUCCUUCCGGGGGACCUUCUCAGUUUACUAACGUGUAUUCCAUUAACUUGGAGCACAAUCAAAUCGACAAGAUUCCGUAUGGGAUCUUUUCAAGAGCCAAGAAUCUUACUAAACUCAACAUGAAGGAAAAUCAACUGACCGCUUUGCCUCUAGACAUCGGAACGUGGACCAAUAUGGUGGAACUGAAUCUCGGGACGAAUCAGCUGAUCAAGAUCCCGGAUGACAUUCAAUGUCUGGAAAGUCUAGAGAUUCUUAUUCUCUCAAACAAUUUACUGAAACGUAUUCCUGCCAGCAUAGCAAAUUUGAGAAAACUCCGAGUACUGGAUCUUGAAGAAAACCGAAUCGAAUCGCUUCCCAAUGAAAUUGGAUUUCUUCGAGAUUUACAAAAAUUAAUUUUACAGUCGAAUCAAGUAACGUGUUUACCGAGAGCCAUCGGGCAUCUAACAAAUUUAACACACUUGAGCGUUGGGGAAAACAAUCUUAAUUACCUGCCCGAAGAGAUCGGUACGCUGGAAAAUCUGGAUUCCCUCUAUGUUAAUGACAAUGCUAAUUUGCACAGCCUCCCGUUCGAGCUGGCACUCUGCACUAAUCUCAGUAUUAUGUCGAUUGAAAACUGUCCGCUCUCACAAAUUCCACCAGAGAUCGUCUCUGGAGGACCAUCCCUGGUCAUACAAUUCCUCAAGAUGCAGGGACCUUAUCGAUCGAUGUAAUGACAUCAGGGGUUACAAUUUAAUGUGACUGUACACUUAAAAUUGGUAAUUUCUUUUCUUCCGUAAUGCACAUUGACUGCAAGCAGAACGAGUACCUGUCUGUCACUCGAAUGGAAUACAAUAGCUAAAAUAAUCGUGCAUCGAUAACGGCAAGUGCACACUCAAAGUGUUUUAUUAUUAAUUUUAGUGUAUUCCGUUAGUAUUAGUUUGUAAAACAAUUAUUAUUGGAACGUAAUGUUACAAACAUCUUCAAUAGUUAGAAAAGAAGAUUUUUAAGAAACAUACUUGUACGGUGGCGAUCGAUUCUGAACUUGCCCUUAAACGUUGAUUGAAUUGAUGCACGGAUAUUUUUUUUUUCCAUUGCACAAAUUGCAGAAAUAAGAUUCCUAUAUAUCGUCAAAAUUGUUGAUGCAAAAUUUUGUGUAUUCCCAAUUACGCAUUAUUUUAAACCUAUCUUAUACGCUUGUAAUUUCCUUGUCUUUUUUUUUUUUUACUUUCGGCCAUAGGCUGACAAGCAACAAGAGUUCCAAGCGUGUAUCGAUAGAAUAAUUUCUUGCAAUUAUUUGCACCGUUCUCGUUGAUCGUAUGUAUACAUACAUAUGCAUAUAUUUCAUUUUAACAUCAUAGUACGGGCCACUUCAUGUAACAAUCUUUGCAUGUGCCAUUCAGCAGCGAAUUUUUAUAAGUCUUAUAACAAUAGUGAUUUGUUGGUUUAAUACUUUGCGUGCGUUAAGAAUGUAGAUACCGAAGCGGGUGAUUUCCAUGUGUCUAAUGUGCAACCACAGGAAUGUUGUCAAUUCUUGUAAAGUUGUUUCUUUUUGUAAAGAGUCUUGCAACUAUUUUUACAUUUUACACGGACUUAAUCGUAAUUGGUGUUGAUUGUUUUUCAAGAUUGAUCGACUAUUCACGAAUCCAAAGUAUAACUGGAUUUUCCAAUGGCCAAAAGUCAAACUUCAGAUUUUCAUCUUAACAAAGUCUAAAUGCUUAGGACUCCGAAGCAUCGACAGAUGAGACGCUUUAUGCGCUCGGUAAUUGGCAGCAUUUUGAUUUAAAUUAUUUUCUAGACUCAUUGUCUGAAUAUAACUUAUCGUAAAGAAUUCAUUUGUUUUUGAUGCGGUAUUCGCGCGGGUCGCUCGAAGAGCGUAAGCAAUAUCGAAGCCCUGUCAUUUUAGCUGUGCACAAGUGGACUGUAAUAAUUUUUUUAAUACCUUUAUCUCCGGGAUGCCUAUCAUCGAUUGAAAAAUGAUGAUAUACCACAAAUAUUUAUUAACAUCGUUCAAGGUGAUGGAAAUUGUUUACUUUGAAACAGAAAUUUUUAAUUUCUCCCGUUUCUCUGUCCAAAGUGAGAUUAAAUAACGUCAAGAGUUCGAGAGAAAGCUCACGAACGGGAAAAAGAAACUGUUUCUUAACUGGCGUUGUUUCAGAAACUUAUGAAUAGGGUAAGAUAAUUAGUUGUUGCUUCCGCAAUGGUGACUACUACUUUUUGGUAACAAGUAGAUAGGUUAAAAAUACACCGAUACCCUAAAGGUUUCCUCUGCUUAUGGUUGCUAACAACUGUGACUCUUACUCUAGUUGAGUAUUUUUCAACGAUCCUUCGAAAUUCUACGAAAGAGCCUUUGGAUCAAAUUUGAGACUCCUGUGGCUGUGCAAUAAUAAGUGUAUGCUUCCUUCGGUUAAUGCUUUACCUUAUGCAUUGUUAUGUUAACUCUUUCGUAAACAUGUUAAUUACAAUAACUGUGCAACUACUUCGAGCUUUCAACUAUGCGUUUAUUCGUGACUACCCUAACUUGCCCUAGAAACUCCUGUUACGCAAACAUGUACAUUUUAAACAUUGCUGUGAUUAUCGAUAUUGUCAAAGAGCGUAAGGAUUUCAUUUGAGCAAUUCUGCAUUUCUAUUUUCUAUACAUAUAUAUAUAUCCACGUCUCUUGUUUUCUCUUACUCUUUGGGUACCGAUCACCCAUUGAGUUCGAUUAAACUUGUUAAAGGCAAAUUAGAAGACUCUUCGCAGUAGGUACGGCGCACACUACUGCAUUUUAUAAAUACAUUACAACAAUUGUAUCCUGAAACGUGUUUUCAAAACACUGGCAUGUGUCACCGAUCACACGUGAUGGUAGAACGCAACCUCUGAGGGUUAAUCGAUUGCACUUUAACUACGUUACCAACGACUACUGCGUAAGGCAUUCGGUGUCUCAAUUGCACGUUUAUAAAUUUGUAAUACUGUCAUAGUGAUUGUUUAGAUAACAGGUCGCCAAUACGUUGCCUCGACGAGUGCUUCCGAAAUCUGAUAUUGUCCGUUAAGAAAGUACAGACUUCUAGAAGGACUAUACGUUUAGUGAGUUAUCGGUUCGAGCGAUGCGAAGAAAGUUUCUACAGUGAUAAAGUAAUCGACAAGUAGAGAAUUUGCAGUAAGCUCUACCGUACUCGUGCCAGCCGCUCUCCUCGUGCUUUUUCUUUUUCAAUUUGUCGUUAGUGCGUGAAUUGUAAUUUCCAUAGGAACGAUGUUUAUCGAAAGCUCGACCAGUGUUCAUGGGGGUAUAAUCGUUCCCUUCCGCUACAAAGUACGCGGUUCACCCUUUACUCGCGCUGGAUUGCAAUCAACUUUUGUAUAUAAUUGUACUCUUUCGUUUGUUGUUUAGGGUUGUCUCGUUUCUUGUAUUUUUUACAACUGUGACAAUUCACAAACCUGUGUUCUGGACGAAUAUGAUUCGCUACCCACAUAAGCAUAGGCACUGCAAGGGUGUAAACACAGAUUAGAAUUUUUUUUUCCUCAUUGAUUGACGACAAGCCAACCGUAAAAAAAAAACGCGAAAAAAAAAGAUAUUUGAGCUUUGUCGUUGCCAGCAAAUAUUACCUUUGAUUUGCUGAAUAACUGGGAACGUUUUGGGGUAAUUCAGGGGAAAACAUGUCAAACUGUUGGAGAGUAAUAGAGAGAGGCUGAGAGAGAAAUUGUUGAAAUUAAGAUAUUUAAAAAGUUGUAUUUUGUCAUAAGAUGAGAUCGCUGUAUAUUAUACAACAUAUUUUUACAGAUAUUUUCCCAAGUCGAAUAUUCAUUACUCAUGAACACGAGUAUUUGGUUUUACAUAAGAACUUUAAAUAGCUGUUAACAUAACUAUGAUCCUCCUUGUUAUACCUCAGGGCAUAAAGAAAUAUAUAACUAGCCAUAAAAGUUCUUGUAGGUUGACAUUAGGCGAAGAAAUGAUAUAAAUAUGUAUACAUACAUAUAGAUAUAUAAAAAGGCUCUGUAUGCCAUUAUGCCUACAGAUGUAUGUUUGUAUCUUUGUGCAAGAAACGAAGAAAGUGAUGCUUUCUAUACGCCCAUCGCUGGAGUAAAUGCUAGUACGUAACUCGUUAUGAUUAACUGUUUAACAGAUUAAAUCUAAACUAGAUGUCCUACGAUCCUAUGUUUUGAAAAUGGCGAAUCUAUGUGAAUAUUGUCAAUCAAAUAGUAUACUAUUUUCAAAACGUAAAUCCGUUGAAUAGCCCAUGGGGCAUUAUAUUGUACAUUUAAUUUAAAAAAUGUAAUAUUAAUGUAAUUCAAUGUAUAUUACAUAAUUAUAUAGAUCACUGUAUAAAUAUUUCUAAAUAUACCAAUGUACUAUAAACAAGA